Molecule: messenger RNA, 1503 nt
Organism: Erigeron canadensis
Lineage: Eukaryota; Viridiplantae; Streptophyta; Magnoliopsida; Asterales; Asteraceae
Product: dof zinc finger protein DOF2.4-like
Exons: 2
Coding region: 115-1149 (344 amino acids)
Biological process (GO): regulation of DNA-templated transcription
Molecular function (GO): DNA binding; DNA-binding transcription factor activity
Source: RefSeq, a predicted model, not a curated record
CUCUGUGUUUUAUUCCCUUGUUUUUGAUUCCCCACCUUCAUUUAUUUCCAAAAAAACCCUUGAAAAAAAACUUUCUAAAAGAGAAAAAGAUCAUAUAUAGCACAAAUUUAAAUCAUGGUUUUCUCAUCUGUUCCACAAUAUCUUGAUCACCAGAAUUGGCAUCAUCAGCUUCAACAAUCAAACCAUCAUGGAAGUGGAGGUGUCAGUGGUGGUAUUGGUGAAAACCCUAGUUUUCCACCCCCGCCGCCUCCUUCUCAGCCUGGCGAUGGAGGUGGGGGUGGAGGCGGAGGGGGUGGAGAAGGAUCAAUUAGACCUGGAUCUAUGGUAGAUCGAGCUAGGUUAGCCAAGCUACCAUUACCAGAGCCAGGUCUAAAUUGUCCACGUUGUGAUUCAACCAACACGAAAUUCUGUUACUUCAACAACUAUAGCCUCACACAGCCUCGACACUUUUGCAAGACGUGUAGACGAUACUGGACUAGAGGAGGUGCUCUAAGAAAUGUUCCGGUUGGAGGAGGUUGUAGAAGAAACAAAAGAAGUAGCAAAAGUAGAAGCUCAAAAUCUCCAAGCCGUUCGGGCCCUAAAUCACUAAGUGUAAGUCCUCCAAGAAGUAACUCAGAAAAUAUGACAAGUUCACAACUCUCACAUCCACCUUCACUUCACUUGCCUUUCAUGAAUUCUCUUAACCAAUAUGGAGGUGUUGGGGGUAACCUUAGCUCAAGUACUAUUUCCGGUUUUCAAUCUCAAAGUGAAUUGGGAAACUUUCAAAUAGGAAAUGGUAGCUCAAGUGCUAACAAUUUCAACAAUAUUCUAUCAAUUGGAGGAGGUGAGAAUUGGAGACUACCUUUCUUGCCUGGAUUUGAAGUGCCAAACAAUACUAACAAUCUAUUUAACUAUCAAAAUGGAAGUGUCACUGGAGCACAACCCUCUCCUAUGGUUGGUGAAGACAUGACAUUAAAGAACAAUAAUCCUGGAACUGAUAACACCCAGAUCGAUCCCCCAGUGAAGGUGGAAGACAAUCGAGCCUUGAAUUUAUCAAGACAAUUUUUGGGUAUGUUGGGAAAUAACAAUCAACAAGCAUGGGCUGGAAAUACAUGGUCAGAAUUUCCUGGUGUUAGCACUAAUUCUACCCCCACUACACACUUCUUAUAAUCUUCGGAUUAGGGGGAAUUCGAUUGUUUUAUGAUAUUGGCUGAAGGAUUUUCAAACCCUAGCUAAUUAAUUCCUAGCUUGAAUGAAUGUAUAAUUGUCGAUUAAUUAAGAUUCCAAGUCUCAACGCUUUGAUCGCUGAAGAACUGCAGGAGAAUCUACAUGGUAGGUAUAAAUUAUAUAUGUUUUAAGUGUAAUGUGAUGAUAUUAUAUAUGUUGGUUAAUUAUUUCUAUUAAUGUGUGUAAGAGUUAAUUUCCUUGUACUUAGAAAAUAUGUGUUUCACCAGUUGCAAGUGUGUAAGUGUGUGCAAUUAUCUUGAGUAAUUAAGCUAUCUAUCUAUUACUGAUUUUUCCAUA